GCAUGUGAAUCAAAUAUUACCCACCCCUUGGACUUAAAAACAACUAAUUUCCUAGAGACAAGGAUUGCCUCCAAAUUUAGAGACUUUAUGAGGCACCACAAGCUGUACUCAUUGGUUAUUAUUAUUAUAGUGAGAAUAAACCAAGUAUCUUCCCAUUCCAUCUCUUAUUUAAAACUUAUUUCAGCUUCAAAGAAAAUCCUUAGAGUCAUGGCUUUUUUCUACAAGAACACCUUGUCUAUGUGCCUUCAAUUGACUACAAUUUUUUGCAUUUGUUUGGUCACCACUUUCUCUGAGCUCCACAGGUUUCAACACAAGUUGAAAGAUGCUGGAUCACUUAAGUUCUUGGUGGUUGGAGAUUGGGGCAGAAAAGGGUUGUACAACCAAUCUGAAGUCGCUUUUCAGAUGGGAAGGGUUGGACAGGAACUAAAUAUUGAAUUUGUGAUCUCCACUGGAGAUAAUUUCUAUGAUAAUGGAUUGACCAGUGUAAAUGACCCAGCAUUUAAGGAGUCAUUUACACAAAUCUACAGUGCAGAGAGCCUACAGAAGCAGUGGUAUGCUGUUUUGGGCAAUCAUGAUUACAGGGGUGAUGUGAAGGCACAAUUAAGUCCUGUGCUGAGGAAGAUUGAUCGAAGAUGGCUUAUCCUGAGAUCUUAUGUUCUUAAUGCAGGAAUUGCUGAAUUCUUCUUUGUGGACACCACUCCUUUUGUUGAUGUCUAUUUUGAUGACCCUUUACACCAUAGAUAUGAUUGGCGAGGAAUAUCUCAUAGAGAGACUUACCUUGCUAGACUUUUGAAGGAUUUGGAAUCAGCAUUGAGCAGUUCAAAAGCUAAGUGGAAGAUUGUUGUUGGUCAUCAUGCAAUGAGAAGCGUAAGUCACCAUGGCGAUACUCAAGAAGUCGUUGAGAGGAUCCUCCCCGUACUCAAGGCCAACAAUGUUGAUAUGUAUGUGAAUGGGCAUGAUCAUUGCCUGCAACACCUCAGUUGCUUGGACAGUCCAAUCCAAUUUAUAACAAGCGGAGCAGGUUCAAAGGCAUGGAGGGGUGAUGUUAAAGAUCAUCACAACCGUUGCGCGAUAAACUUCUUUCAUGAUGGACAAGGCUUCAUGUCAGUGCAGAUGACACAGACUAACGCAGAAAUGGUGUUCUAUGAUGUGUUUGGCAAGGUUAUUUAUCGAUGGAACGUUGCUAAGCAGCUCGUCUCUUCCAUGUAAAUAUUUGCUGAGAGGAAGACAUAUAAACUAUAAAGUAUACAAGCAUAAUAUAUAUAGUGAUUCAGAUGUGUUAAUUUGAAUGUUUUUGUACCAUUACUGGAUUCUCCAUAUUUAUUCAUGGCCUUAUGGUCCUCUGUGGCCUAUACAUAUGUUUGACCUUGUAGAACAAACACUAUAUGUACAAAAGAGAUGCAUGUAUUUUACAUGUAUAUGAAGCAUAAACAUAGAGUUUUCCUUUUCUUUU
This is a messenger RNA of Cornus florida, 1453 nucleotides long. RefSeq names its product purple acid phosphatase 17-like. Lineage: Eukaryota; Viridiplantae; Streptophyta; Magnoliopsida; Cornales; Cornaceae. Gene Ontology annotation, molecular function: ferrous iron binding; acid phosphatase activity; ferric iron binding. The record is from RefSeq and is a predicted model, not a curated record. The transcript is spliced from 7 exons. Bases 88 to 1209 code for a protein of 373 amino acids.